Molecule: messenger RNA, 1363 nt
Organism: Brassica napus (rape)
Lineage: Eukaryota; Viridiplantae; Streptophyta; Magnoliopsida; Brassicales; Brassicaceae
Product: protein SINE4-like
Exons: 1
Coding region: 805-1293 (162 amino acids)
Source: RefSeq, a predicted model, not a curated record
AUAUCUAUGAGCCAAUCACAGAACGAGGCUGUGAUGAAAGUACGCCAUGUCAGCAUAUUCAAAACCAUACAGGCCUGACAUACUGUAUUUAGGCCCAAGCCCACUAAUAGAAUUGUGGCUUCUAGUUAUACGGAACAUCACAGGGUCCAUUAAUGUUUCACAUGGAAGAAAAUAAGAAUAGGGUUUAGAAUGUUUGCUUUCAAGUUUCAACAAUACUAGAGGAAUGCUAAUUUUACUUUGGAAUUUGAUGGCAUUAUUUUUUCACGCUAGCUAUAUAUUGGAAUUUUAAAGCAGAAAUCAUCUAGCAAUUUAGAGGCAUGCUCAUACUCAAAGUCAUAGCUUUCUUUGAUUCUCGAGAGAACAAAACAAAGGCUCAUAAUGUAUGAGUAGCCAGCCACUUGUCAAGUAUUAGUAAAAAAAGUAUCUAACUGUUAUUAAGGGAACAAAUGAAAGAAGAAGAUCUACUCCAUGGAUUCAAAGUUUGGAAACACAUCAUCUAAUGGUUAUUAUUACUGAUUUUAUUUUUUCUUAAAAUUAAUUGUAAAAUAAAUGUUCUGUUAUGAUUUUUCCUUGCUUGUAGAAUAUAUUGUUCAGUAAUUUGAAAUAUUGAAUUAUCAGUUUCAAAUUUUUGAAUUUUAUAAUUCAAUGUAAAAGAGUAAAAUUUGAACCAUUUUUCAAAAAAUAAUAAGUAAAUGGUAAUUACUGAGAUCUCUCACAAGAUUUUCGGCCUUUUAGAAAACCAAGUGAUGUGUUAGUUCUACUCUUAAAUUCUAUGGUCAAGUAUUAUUUUCCGGGGGCCAAAAAAUGGAAGUAAAAGAGGAAAACCCACACGAGCGAUUGAAGCAGAAGCUGAGCGAGCUUGAGAAAGUAUGGACCGCAAUGAAAGAAGGCAAAAGCUCAUCUGCAGUUUCGUGUAUCACUGUGGAAGAAGCCCUUGAGUUAGUGGAAAACUCUCCAAGGAAGCUGAUGAUCUCUCUUCAACACGAUCAAGCUGGUUCAGAGGUAGAGAUGAGAUCACCCUAUAGGAGAAAACUCUUUCACGACUCUGAUGAUGAUGAUGAUGAGACUAGAACGACAAGGUUGUCUCAUUCGACUUGUUGGUCUUCGAAUGUGACGAGAGCUGGAGAUAAUAAUAAUAAUAAGAUUAACAAGAAGCAUGAGAAGAAGAAGAAUAGAGGAAGUAUUGUCCGUGUUUGUGUAAUUGUUAUUUUGCUAUGUGUUUUGGUUGUGUUGAUCAACGGCUUUGAUCAGCUCUCCAUGAACAGAGAGAUCUAUAAUUUGGUACCUACCUGAAUUUUGUUUUCGAGAAAUAAUAUGCUUUUAAACUCAAUAAAACAAAAAUGGUCUUAGAAUAUAUAUUAUU